This is a messenger RNA of Arvicanthis niloticus (Nile rat), 1049 nucleotides long. Its product is annotated as histone H1.5. Gene Ontology annotation, cellular component: nucleosome. Lineage: Eukaryota; Metazoa; Chordata; Mammalia; Rodentia; Muridae. The record is from RefSeq and is a predicted model, not a curated record. Gene Ontology annotation, biological process: nucleosome assembly. Gene Ontology annotation, molecular function: structural constituent of chromatin; DNA binding.
AAAUUUGCUCUUCUUGUUAGUUUUCCUUUCCUUUUCUAGUAGCUAUCAGCUUUUAUUCUCACCAUGUCUGAAACUGCUCCCGCCGAGACUGUGGCUCCAGCUCCUGUAGAGAAGUCUCCCGCCAAGAAGAAGACGACAAAAAAGGCUGGCGGUGCGAAGCGGAAGGCCACUGGUCCCCCAGUGUCCGAGCUCAUAACUAAGGCUGUUUCUGCUUCUAAGGAGCGCGGCGGCUUGUCCCUGCCUGCUCUUAAGAAGGUUCUGGCUGCUGGUGGCUACGACGUGGAGAAGAACAACAGCCGCAUCAAGCUUGGGCUGAAGAGUUUGGUGAGCAAGGGUACCCUGGUGCAGACCAAAGGUACUGGUGCCUCGGGUUCCUUCAAGCUUAACAAAAAGGUGGCUUCCGGCGAGGCCAAGCCCAAGGCUAAGAAGACCGGGACUGCCAAGGCCAAGAAGCCUGCAGGUGCCACCCCGAAAAAGCCUAAGAAGGCUGCGGGGGCAAGGAAGACCGUGAAGAAAACUCCAAAGAAAGCAAAGAAGCCUGCGGCAGCUGGAGUAAAAAAAGCUGCCAAGAGCCCUAAGAAGGCCAAGGCUGCUGCCAAGCCUAAAAAGGCUGCAAAGAGCCCGGCAAAGGCCAAGGCGGUGAAGCCUAAGGCAUCUAAGCCUAAGGUUACCAAGCCGAAGACAGCUAAGCCUAAGGCUGCCAAGGCAAAGAAGGCUGUUCCUAAAAAGAACUUGAGCUGGUGAAAGUCCGGGUCCGACUGGAAGGGCUCCUAGAAGGCGACGACCCAGUAUGCAGAACAGCAAGGAGUGGAAGCGCAGCCGCAAGGUGCUGAAGGUCCUGAAGCAGACCCCCAAAACUUUGGCAUCUUUUCCAAUGUCAUGGGUCACUCACAUGGUGCCUGAGUGCACAAAUUUCCACUCAAGUCAUUCGUGCCUUUUAUGGAGCCCCUUUUACUCAGUUUUUCCACUGGAAGUAUACAGACACUGAAGUCCCUUGAUGGACGGUCCUUUUGUUUUAAAGGUUUGUUAAUGUAGUAAUUGGUGUGACA